This is a messenger RNA of Spea bombifrons (plains spadefoot toad), 2758 nucleotides long. It is a transcript of the gene HOXB3, whose product is annotated as homeobox B3. The transcript has 2 exons. Gene Ontology annotation, biological process: regulation of transcription by RNA polymerase II. Gene Ontology annotation, molecular function: RNA polymerase II cis-regulatory region sequence-specific DNA binding; DNA-binding transcription factor activity, RNA polymerase II-specific. The coding region runs from base 299 to 1468 and encodes 389 amino acids. Gene Ontology annotation, cellular component: nucleus. The record is from RefSeq and is a predicted model, not a curated record. Lineage: Eukaryota; Metazoa; Chordata; Amphibia; Anura; Pelobatidae.
UUUCACGUGUAAAAAACUAUGCAGUAUGUUUUACUACAUGUCUUAUAUUUUAAUAAGAAAAAUAGAAUUUUUUGCUUGUUUAGUAAAUACAGAAGUUAAUUUCGGAAAACACUGCCUAUUUUAAGGUUAACGUUAGACAUUAGUUGCUUCUGACUGUGCUGCGAUUCUGUUCUCUUAGGGUCUUCUUCCAAGCGGCACAGAGGGUCCCGGUGCCAGCAGACUGCGGGGUGCCAAUGUUAUUCUGUACGGGUGGGGACACCCUCCAGCUCGGUGACAGUACGUUUUUGGGAGCCGGGAGAUGCAGAAAGCGUCCUAUUAUGACAAUCCCACGCUGUUUGGAGGGUACCCGUACCAGGCGGGCUCUUUGGGUUAUGAGGGCCCCCAGCAAUCUUUUGCAAGCUCCUCUCACAUCGAUAAUGACUUCCAACGAUCGUCCUGCUCCCUGCAGUCACUAGGACAUGGUGGCCCGGUGGCCAAACCUAAAAACCUAAAUGGGAGUUGUAUGCGUCCAAGUUUGUCAACUGAGCACCACCAGCCCACCUCCCUAUCCCCACCGGAAAACCCCACGGCUGCCGGUAACAACAACGGUAGUGUCCUGCCUGGGGCCAGCAAGUCCUCCCCCACAAAACCCCAGUCGAACUCCAGUCCAGCCACCAAACAGAUCUUCCCUUGGAUGAAAGAAUCUAGACAAAACGCCAAGCAAAAAAACAGCCCCCCAGUUCCAGCGGCGGAGAGUUGCAGUGGUGACAGGAGCCCCCCGGGUUCUUCAGCCUCCAAGAGAGCCCGCACUGCCUACACCAGUGCUCAGCUAGUGGAGCUGGAGAAGGAAUUUCACUUUAACCGCUAUCUGUGCCGGCCAAGAAGGGUGGAAAUGGCCAAUUUACUUAACCUGAGUGAAAGGCAAAUCAAGAUUUGGUUUCAGAACCGCAGAAUGAAGUACAAAAAAGAUCAAAAGGUAAAGGGCAUGUCGUCAUCUUCUGGAGGACCCUCACCAACCAGCACUCCACCCCUGAGCAUACAAUCUUCUGCAGGGUUUAUGGGAUCUAUGCAUUCAAUGACUGCUAACUAUGAGGCACAUUCCCCACCUCCCUUUAACAAGUCACACCAGAAUGCCUACUACCAGACCCCUGCAAAAGGUUGCCCUUCUCAACAGAAAUAUGGAAACACAGCUGCUGAGUAUGAUCAUCAUGGCUUACAAGGGAAUGGGGGCAACUAUAUGUCUCCCAAUAUGCAAGGGAGUCCAGUGUAUGUAGGGGGCAAUUAUGUGGAUUCUGUGCCAACACAAGCCCCCCCUCUCUAUGGUCUUAAUCACCUUGCACACCAGCCAACCAAUAUGGACUACAAUGGAGCACCUUCCAUGCCAAGCAGCCAGCAUCAUGCACCUUGUGACCCGCUCCCUACCUACACAGAGCUCUCCACGCAUCAUCAGGGAAGGAUCCAGGAAGCCCCCAAACUGACCCAUUUGUGAUUUAGUGAUAAAGUCCCCCAUUCAGACUGCAGAGGGCGCUGAGCUCAGGCACCGCCAAGAGCAAAAAGAAGCAUUUGUGUUGAUGGGAUAUUUUAUUUAUUACAUUUUUAUUUAGUUUCAUGAACAAGAUUAUUACAAUAUUUAUGUUGCACAGUAAUUUGAAUGCAUCAUUCAAUCCAUGUAAGUGCUUCUGAAGCCUGAGUGUUUUUAGGUUGGAGAACACCACUUUAUUAUUCCAAACAGCCUAACAAUAUAUGUGCAAAAUAUUGACUUUUAUUAUCUUCAAAUGUACUAUUCAGACGUCCCAAAUGGGAAAGGUACUAUGAUAAAUUAUUAACCCAAAUCCAAAAAAGUUAACUAUAGAUUUGGAGAUUAAUUCCCUAAAUCUCAGUUUCAAUAUUUUCCUUGUAGGUAAAUAUAGAAUAUUAUGCACAAACACGGGUGAUAAGUAUUGUUUAUUGAAUUUGAAAUAUUCUGUAAAUUACGAUCAAAUUACAAUUGUUGCAUUCGUAGUGGUAGGAAUCUAGGCCUUAAGAUCAAAGGUAGUUUCACUAUCUAGAUAAUUGCUUGGUGUGUCACCUCUGUGUGAAAGAAGUGUGAAUUUCCAAAAGUACAAUUCUUCCAGUCCCCUAAAGAAAGGACUAGAAUAAUCAUUAUCAUGUCUUAACGUGAAUACAGGGUAUAUUAUAAAGGAGAUGUCUGCCCACCAAUCUAAGCACAGUGAAUUAAAUCAGUGUUUGCUAAGCUAUCUCUGUGUGGACAUCUCGAUUGCACUUAGUUUACAUGAACUACGUGAGAACAGCUUGGAGACACAGCUUGCUCAAACCUGGAGACUAUCAGGCUUGCGUGAUCUUGGGAACAGACCUCUAGAAUUGCUGCUUAUAAAGCCGAUUGAAAUAUUUUUUCCUUUUCUAACUUUUUGUUUUGUAUUAUUUAUCCAGCAUAUUAACGUAUUUAUAAGAAUUAAGAAGGAAAGUGUACCCCAUUUGAGUAUUUACAUGUUCUAAAAGUUGUGUUUUCCCAUGUCAUUGUAAAGAAAUCCUAUUUAAUUCUAGUAAUUUAGAGAUAUGUUAGUUUCUGUUUACUUGUACUUCUGGAUAACGUUAUUAGUGAGACAGGAGGCAUGAGACGAGCAAUCCAAAUGUUACUGUCUUGCCUCUGAUAGACAGGCUGCACAGUAUCUUCGGGACCCCCCACCCCCACCAUCUCUUUGUUCUUUGUAGGUCAUAUUUCUUUGCAAAAAAAAAUGUCUGUUGAAAUCUGGAAUAAACUUUCUGUUAUAAAAUGUGA